CUGCCUAUGAAGCACCGAGUCUGAACCGUGUCUCUCGACAACCUCGGGCCGCACAACCUCACAAAUAUCAAUCGAUGCUCGCAAUUUCUGCACACUGCCCUUGCCACUACCACUCAAGCAAAGCGACGACCUUGGGCAAGCAUUGCAUAUCCCUACAGAAUCGAGUCGUCUAUCAACUAGUCCACACUAGCCUCUGACCUCAACACUCUUGGCAAUCAUGCCUGUGGGCAUCCAGCGCCUUAACGCGAAGAAGUCGCAGCCAAAUCCGCGCAUCAUCUUCAUCAAGCCACUUAAGGGUCCCGAUGAAGCCAUAGCUCUCGACUUUCUUGAAAGGAUUGCUGCACAAUGCCUCCCCAUCAUGAAGGAACACACACUGUCAGUCAUGACCUUGGAAGAGUACGAGCCCAAUAGGGAGUUUGUGGGACGCAACUUCAACGCGGGUGAAGUCGUCCAGCUGGUUCUCAAGUCGCCGUCCACAGGGCGUUGGCUGCCUUUUAUUUAUGUGCAGAUGGUCAUGAUGCACGAGCUUGCGCACUGCAAACAAAUGAACCACUCAAAGGCCUUCUGGGCAGUCCGUAACAAGUACGCGGAGCAGAUGCGUGUCCUCUGGAGCCGGAGCUACACGGGCGAGGGGCUCUGGGGUCGUGGUGCACUGCUAAGCACCGGCGAGUUUGAGCGCAACACCGUGCGGCCCGAUGAGGUCUUGCCGGAGCACACCUGCGGCGGGACGUAUCGGUCUCGACGGCGGAAGCGAGGGAAGCAGCAGCUCUCGUACCAGGAGCAGAAAGCACGGCGGAUACUCAAGAAGUUUGGCCCUAACGGCCAGGCCCUGGGCGAUGACGAGCAUGUCAAGGCCCAGCUUGAAAAGGGUCGCCGGACGCAGGCGAAACCUCGUGUAGCAGGAAGCCAGCGAGGCAGGGAGCUUCGCGCGGCGGCGGCGCUCGCGAGAUUCGAACAGCAGGCGAAAGCAUCAAAAACCGACGAAGAACGGCAAACGGAACCACCCAAGGCCGAGGAGAUCGACUCUGACGAGACGGCAAGCGGCAGUGACUCGGAGACUGCCAGCGACACGGAGCAGGAGCCAGCAGCUGUGGACGUCAAUGGGCAGAGGCUUGUAGAUCAAAAGGGCCGAAACCUGGUCAAGGUGUGCGAGGACGAGAACCUCGAUGACGAUGGAGACGCGCAGAAUGAAAUGCGUGAGCUGCUGCAAAGUUCGCUCCCACAGCCCCAGCCGCCGCCGAGGAAACCAAUCGACAGUUGCUUCCCAGCCCAUGAGUCGGAAGCAAGCACAGCCAGAAGUCCAGAUGGAGCAGGAUCGCCCGAGAGCCGCACCAAAUCUAACAUUCAGCCCAUCGCCAAGGUAGCAAGCCCGGUCAUCGUCGAUCUCGACUCAGAUCCUGACGACGCCGUCUGUGCAAUUCCGGCACCCACAACUAAGGGCACAACUUGCGCCCUUUGUUCGUUCGUCAAUGAAGGCGAUGCUGCGACCUGCAUGGUCUGCUCGCAUGUUCUGGACGCCAGCCGAGUCCCCGGAGCUUGGAAGUGUGGUUCAGCGGUUUGCAAAGGCAGCCAAUACUUAAACGCUGGCGACUCUGGUGUCUGUGGGGUUUGUGGUGAGCGGAAGGGUUGAGGAAGACAUACCUUUUUGGGCUGGUCCAAGAAUGAGUGGACACCGAGUGUCUGAGCCAGGCUGUCUGAUGUAUGUUUUGAUUGUAGUGAGCGUUCUGUUCAGCGGCGUGUUAAUAGAGCCGCGUCUGUCUCCAUGUGUACAGUACUCUCCAGGAACGAGAAG
This is a messenger RNA of Microdochium trichocladiopsis, 1792 nucleotides long. RefSeq names its product WLM domain-containing protein. The transcript has 3 exons. Bases 218 to 1630 code for a protein of 470 amino acids. The record is from RefSeq and is a predicted model, not a curated record. NCBI's taxonomy places the organism in Eukaryota, Fungi, Ascomycota, Sordariomycetes, Xylariales, Microdochiaceae.